AUGCUUCAAGUUUCGAGAUCACCAGAGUUCUCCAAUUGUGGAAACAUGAAUUUGAUGCAAGUCUCGAUGCACACGACUACUGAUCAAGACCUGGGCUCUGGGGCUGGAGGUAGAGGCAGGCAGAGGUCCCACUCCUACUAUAAUCGGGAGGACUGUAAGAACUACGGUGUGCAAACGCAGGCAGAGGAACCUUUUUUAAGACCACGAUCCAGGUAUGUUUGACCUUCAACAUGAGAAAUUCUGCUGUUGUUUUCCAUCUAAAUGAUGUCAGAGAUCAUUCAAUAAGUAGCAACAAGCUCUAAAUGUAUGCUGAUUUGUGUCAUGAUUUAAAUAACAGAAAUAGUAGACACACCUAACACAAAAAAAUACCCAAUAGAGGCUUCAUAGUCUUAUGACUAAAUGUAUAACUACAAUGCUGAAUGCACUGCUUUGCAGGUCCUUUUACAGUAUGGACACAUCAGACCUGGUCUCUAAUCAUGACACAGGAACCUCCACAUUGUCCAGUCCUCUAAAGCAGAAGGCAAGUUCCCAACCACAGUAUCAAAUAAACAAAAAGGAAAAUAAGAAGUCCAGGCCAAAACUGAACAAGAUCUCCCCAUCAAGAGAGCCUAAUGGUACUGAAAAUAUUUUUAUGCAACGUGAACUAACUUACAAUGUUUUUUAAUCAAGUUAUGAUUAUGAUAAAUAAAUAAAAGGUUAACACAUGUACGUUUCUUUAAGGCAGUAGAGGCAGUCUGAAGUCCCUGACCAUGAUCACCAUCUCCGAGUCAGACAACUGGGAAAUAAGCGCCAACCAAGGGAUGAAGUACGGCCAGUUUGUGGACUGGGAGAAGAUUGAUCCUGAAGCAGCGAAAAGAUACCAACAGAUCCUUCAGAGUGAUCACCAGCAGCUGAAAACCAUGGGCCGAGAAGGAUUUUGGGAAAUGCCUCAUACGCUCAGGGCUAAAGCUUACUAUCAUAUCAUCCACAGCAUCACUUCCAUGUAAGACAUGAUGGAUUUCCUGAUUUGAAGAGAAUAACCACUGUAUGUAUAUUUUCAUCUCCUAAUCCAUAUGACCUUAAUGUUAACUGCUGCCAUUGUUGUAGCGGGUCAGUUGCUCCAGACAGAGAGGUCUACUAUGAGUUGUCCAAGAAUCUCUUUGGAGAGCAGAAAAUCAGCAGCCAUCCUGUACCAGAGUACAUGGAGGCAGGAGAAAUACCCAGGUAUGCUCAAAGGAUUGUGAAAAUAAGGGUAUGCUGGAGGCAGUAUUUGUUAUGCUCUGUAUAUGUGACCUCAUUCUUCUCCUGUUUAGAUAUUGUCUCAACAAAGCCGGCCUGAACGCCGUCAAAAAGAUCCUCCUCUGCCUGGGCAAACACUUCCCAGACAUGAACUUUUGCCCCAUUCUGCCUGAGCUGGUCUCCCUGCUCCUUCACUUCAGCCAGGACGAAGCUGAGUGCUUCCACAGCGUCUCCCGACUCAUCUGCUACCAAGACCCCAACAAGCGCUACAUCGACCAGACGUUCCUCACCUACCGCGCCUCCUGUAUGACAUUCGGUGACCUGGCAAACAAGUGCUGCAGAGGCAUCCGAAAACUGAUCGCCGGCUCUCACCAGAACCUUUUUGAGUUCUACUCUGAUUGGAUUAUGUGGAUAUUCGCUGACCUUCCCUUCACAUAUGCUAUCAGAGUGCUGGAUGUCUAUCUACUAGAGGGCUACAAGGUGCUCUAUAGGUUAGUGCUGCAUGUCCCCCAAUUGGUAGUUUCUCAUGACAUGAAAGAUUACUUUGAUUAAAGAGAAACAAAGCACUUAGAUAAAUCGACUGUCACUCUUUCCAGGGUGGCUCUGGCUUUGCUCGGCCUCUACAAAGUAUCCGUCUCAUCUCGGGUGGCAGACGUGGAAGACUUCAGAACAGAUAUGAAGAGGUUUGUGCAGAACAUAGCUCGUCACUGCACGGCUGAGAAACUUUUGGAGAAAGGUUUCAUGAUCCCAAUGGCCAUACGGAGAGAGCUCAACCUCCUGUUCAAUGCAAACAAAGACUCCCUCAUGCAGAAAGGAGUCAGCAUACACCAGAGGAGGUGAGUUAUAAUGCACAGAUUAGUAGAAAACUGUGAGUGCAAGGGCUGUAAAAACAGGUGAGAAUGACCUUAGUUCUUUUAAUUUUCCAAAAGGCAGUCGGUCGAGACGGUGAACUUUAACAACAUCACCUCCAGUGUGGUGACAGCGACUGAGAUGAGAGUGGUCUGGGCCUGGAUACCUGAGCGCUUUGCACUUUUCAGUCCAAUUAGACUCUUCAGUACAGCGGAGCAUGGAAGAAGUCUUGCCUCGUAAGUGACUUUGGUCCACCAAAAACCCAUCCAAAACACCAUCAGUCAGACAAAAACAGCAAACCUGUUACUUCAAGAACCAUUUCUUUCUUUCUUUUCAAAAAUGUUGGUCUUUCAGGUGUUGUAAAAUUGACAUUAUCAAAUGAGGUCAGGUCACUGAGGGUCAAUAACUGCUGAACGCCUCGUACCAACAGAUUAAAGCAUUCUCAGGUCAUGUUACAUAAGAGAAACAGACUGGUUGUUUUUACUGUCAACUUGUUUGCGCUGAGCAUGAAAGUCAAGUGGCCGAAGUUCGCUGUCCGGUUACAAAAAUAAUUCAUGCAGAAAAAUACCUUCAAUACAUUCAGAACAAUUUCAAAUUUGCUCUGGACUUGUUGACAAUAUUCUAACAGAGAUGUUUAAUCCCCCGGAACCCUAUGAACUGCAACUUCUGGUCAUUUUUAAAUGUCUUUUUUGCGAUCCAUGUUGUGAUUGUGUUUUUCUUUCAAGUCAUAGACAGUGGGGUUUUUUUCACACCUUAGACAAAUAAUGUUUUAUUUCCCUUUUUUUUCUUAUUCUGUUAAAAAAGUUAUUUUUAUCUCUCAUUCAGAUUCUACUCUAAUGUGGAAGGACAUGAACCAGCAGUGUUGAUUAUCAAAACUGAGGAAGAAGAGGUAAUACAAUGAAAAAUAAUGUACAAUGAGACACUUUUGAUGGAUGAUAAAUAAUAAUGUCUUAAUGGAAAAGAAAUAGAAUCAUGUAUGACUGUAAUAUUCCCAUUCUUCAGGUCUUUGGUGCCUUCCUGUCAACAGAUUUGAUUGAAAGGAGAAAGCACGAUUCUGCUGCACUUACAUACUUUGGGACUGGAGAAUGCUUUGUUUUCACGGUGAGAUACAUUUACUGAUUUCAUCUUCUUAACCCUGGAGGGUGAUUCUCAAGUUGAAUUCAAACUACAUAAAUAUAAUAAUAUUCAGUCAACUUCUUACCGGGUGUCUGUUGUCCAAAAAGUAGUAAUCGUGUAAACAAUAUCCCCCCUUUCAGCUUCGUCCCAACAUGGAGCGCUACCAGCAGGCUGUGGUCAACAUCAUGACCAGGAGAUCUUCUCAGCAGGUUCGAGCCAACAAUGCGGCUUCCUCUGAGGUGUCCAAAACUAACUGGUGCCACACUAACUCAACCAUGAGCACAACAACUCUGACCUGUCCAGCUGGAACCCCCCAGGACCCGAGUUACCUGACAAUCCCCUUUACUGCACCCUCAGAGGAGCCCAUGACUGCUAAGGAGCCAAAGAGACAUAAGGAACAGGAGGCCUCCAGAUUCAUAGCAGGAAGUGACACUCAGCUUGUUAUUGGUAUGUCAAUUUGAUAUCCUAAAAGGAAUAGACUGUAAUUUUUAAUUAUUUUUGUAUUCUUAAUGUUUUGUUAAAAUAUGUGUCUCUUCACAGGUGGUGAUGGCGGUCAUGCACUCUGCUUACAGGAGGGCCUAAUGGGAGGAUACUCAGAACCCUGUGACACAUUCAAGAGCAUCUCACUCUGCAAGGGUCCUUUCAAGAUUCAGGCACUAGAAGUGUGGGGCAUCCAGAACUCUAUUUCCUUUUCCCACAGUAUUCGUCCUCGUAACAUCAUGAAAGAGAUGCAUUGA
Xyrichtys novacula (pearly razorfish) is the source of this 3920-nucleotide messenger RNA. The record is from the annotation of a GenBank genome assembly. NCBI's taxonomy places the organism in Eukaryota, Metazoa, Chordata, Actinopteri, Labriformes, Labridae.